Messenger RNA from Babesia bigemina, 654 nucleotides. RefSeq lists its product as hypothetical. NCBI's taxonomy places the organism in Eukaryota, Apicomplexa, Aconoidasida, Piroplasmida, Babesiidae. The record is from RefSeq and is a predicted model, not a curated record. The coding region runs from base 1 to 654 and encodes 217 amino acids. The transcript is spliced from 2 exons.
AUGUCGUCCUUUGUAGCCAAGUUGUAUGUAAUAUUUUAUUUGGUAUUUUCCAUUGGUUCGAUUUCGGUUUUCGGAGAUGACCACGCAUCGACGAAUUCGCACCGGGGCAUAAAGCUGUGCAGCAAAUAUGACAAGCGCCAUAUUCAUCUCGGAACAUACGACGGUCUGGAUCGUAAGCCCCUGGUGAUCACAGUACGCAAGAGCGACCUCAAGGAACCUAUGUAUUACGCCGUUACCGCAGAUUGCGAGAGAGCUACUGGCAACGAUUGGAUGAGCAUUGGCGUUUUGAACGAGGAAGAACACAAGGAAGUUAAAGGACAUCAUCAAAAGUACUACCAAAAGAUUUUGACUAAGAAGUUCAUGAGGGUCAUAACGAUGACAGGUCGGCGAGCGCACGGGAUCAAUGCACAACCAUUUAUAUCGCGCAAUGUCAGGAAGCCGCAGGACGUUAAUUGCCGCGGCGGUAAUCAAGAUAACAACGAUGCCGAGUACACGUUUCCACCUCCAGAAGGGCCCGAAUACGCAAAAGGGGCCAUCAUUAUCUACCCAGGCGCCAUGGAAGGCAAAUACUACGUGGAUUUCGCAUACGGUAAUCCAUACGAGGGCCCCAAGAUGGUUUGCUUCAAGGAAGUGAUCGUGAAGGUACUCCCGUAA